This is a messenger RNA of Rhinolophus ferrumequinum (greater horseshoe bat), 3868 nucleotides long. It is a transcript of the gene PCDHB7, whose product is annotated as protocadherin beta 7. Gene Ontology annotation, cellular component: plasma membrane. Bases 447 to 2834 code for a protein of 795 amino acids. Gene Ontology annotation, biological process: homophilic cell-cell adhesion. Gene Ontology annotation, molecular function: calcium ion binding. NCBI's taxonomy places the organism in Eukaryota, Metazoa, Chordata, Mammalia, Chiroptera, Rhinolophidae. The transcript has a single exon. The record is from RefSeq and is a predicted model, not a curated record.
UUCUACUAAUUCAUAUUAUAAUAGGGAAAGACGAUGUAAGCACUUACUAGCAUUACUGUGACCAUUUGAAGAAAAAGAUAGAAUGAAACAGCAAAGACACUGGAGGACAAAAAUCACUCCUGUUGCUGUUCCUUUAAUCCGCCAUCUUCUUGUUCUACUCUUGAAAACGGGAAUAACAUCCACAAAACGCAAGGUGGCGCUGCUGGCUAAAAAGAGAAAAACAUACUUGCACAAAUGAUGUUGCAGAUUCCAGCAUUAGGAGGAAAUCUGGCCAGACAAGAAAAGCAGAGGAAAGGAAGCCGUGGUAACAGGAGUUGGGGAAAAGUGGGGAUCCCUCCUGAAAAGCAUUGCUAUUAUAAGCUCAUUUCUAAGGAUUCGGUUGCUGCCAUUUUUGAAAGCUGCUGUGGCCGAGUGAAAGUGGUUUUGAAAGACUGAUUAAAGGAAGAAUGGAGGCCAGAGUGGAGCGUGCGGUGCAGAAAAGGCAGGUCCUAUUUCUUUGUGUAUUUCUGGGAGUGUCUUGGGCUGGUGCAGAACCGCUUCGGUAUUUUGUGGCAGAGGAAACCGAGAGAGGCACCUUUCUGGCCAACCUAGCAAAUGACCUGGGUUUGGGGGUGAGGCAACUGUCAGCCAGACGAUCCAGAAUCGUUUCAGAUCAGAACAUACGAUUUUUACUACUCAAUACGCUUACUGGUGAUUUACUUUUAAAUGAGAAAUUAGAUCGAGAGGAACUGUGCGGCCCCACAGAGCCCUGUGUGCUGCCUUUCCAGUUGUUACUGGAAAAGCCUUUUCAGAUAUUCCGUGCAGAACUAUGGGUCAGAGACAUUAAUGAUCAUUCUCCAGUGUUUCUAGAUAGAGAGAUCCCCUUGGAAAUUCUAGAAAACACCACACCUGGGGCGGCAUUUCUCCUAGAAAGUGCACAGGAUUCAGAUGUUGGGAUCAACAACCUGAGAAACUACACCAUCAGCUCCAAUGUCUAUUUCCAUAUUAAUGUACAUCAUAGUGGGGAAGGGAAUAUCUAUCCCGAACUAAUACUGGAUCGAGUGCUGGAUCGAGAAGUGGUGUCUGAGCUCAGUUUAACCCUCACCGCCUUGGAUGGUGGUUCUCCGCCCAGAUCCGGGACCGCUCUGGUACGCAUCCUGGUUUUGGACAUAAAUGAUAACGUCCCUGAAUUUGUACAGUCGCUCUACAAGGUGCAGGUGCCGGAGAACAGCCCCGUUGGCUCCCUGGUUGUUGCCGUGUCAGCUAGAGAUUUAGAUACCGGAAGUAAUGGGGAAAUAGUUUAUGCAUUUUUUUAUGCCACUGAAAGAAUUCUCAAAACGUUUCAAAUCAAUUCAACAUCUGGCAAUCUUCAACUUAAAGCCGAAUUGAACUAUGAGGAAAUACAAACUUAUACAUUAACUAUUCAGGCAAAGGAUGGCGGAGGGCUUUCUGGAAAAUGUACCGUGGCGGUUCACGUAACAGAUAUCAAUGAUAAUCCACCAGAACUGCUCAUGUCAUCACUUACUAGCCCAAUUGCAGAAAACUCUGACAAGACAGUCGUAGCUGUUUUUAGGAUUAGAGACAAAGAUUCAGGGAACAAUGCAAAGAUGACAUGCUCCAUCCAAGAUGAUCUCCCCUUCGUCCUGAAGCCAUCUGUAGAGAAUUUCUACACCUUGGUAACAGAGAACCCGCUGGACAGAGAGAGCCAGGCAGAGUACAACAUCACCAUCACCGUCACUGACUUGGGGACCCCCAGGAUGAAAACCCAGAAAAAUAUAACCGUGCUGGUCUCCGACGUCAACGACAACGCCCCGGCCUUCACCCAAACCUCCUACACCCUGUUCGUCCGCGAGAACAACAGCCCCGCGCUGCACAUAGGCAGCGUCAGCGCCACAGACAGAGACGCGGGCGCCAACGCCCAGGUCACCUACUCGCUGCUGCCGCCACAGGACCCGCACCUGCCCCUGGCCUCCCUGGUGUCCAUCAACGCCGACAACGGGCAGCUGUUCGCCCUGAGGGCGCUGGAUUACGAGGCCCUGCAGGCCUUGGAGUUCCGCGUGGGCGCCACGGACCGCGGCUCCCCUGCGCUGAGCAGCCAGGCGCUGGUGCGCGUGCUGGUGCUGGACGCCAACGACAACUCGCCCUUCGUGCUGUACCCGCUGCAGAACGGCUCUGCGCCCUGCACCGAGCUGGUGCCCAGGGCGGCCGAGCCGGGCUACCUGGUGAGCAAGGUGGUGGCGGUGGACGGAGACUCGGGCCAGAACGCCUGGCUGUCGUACCAGCUGCUCAAGGCCACGGAGCCCGGGCUGUUCGGCGUGUGGGCGCACAACGGCGAGGUGCGCACGGCGCGGCUGCUGAGCGAGCGCGACGCGGCCAAGCACAGGCUGGUGGUGCUGGUCAAGGACAAUGGCGAGCCGCCGCUGUCGGCCAGCGUCACGCUGCACGUGCUGCUGGUGGACGGCUUCUCGCAGCCCUACCUGCCGCUCCCGGAAGCGGCGGCCGACCCGGCCCAGGCCGACCCGCUCACGGUCUACCUGGUCAUCGCGUUGGCGUCGGUGUCGUCGCUCUUCCUGUUCUCGGUGCUGGCGUUCGUCGCGGCGCGGCUGUGCAGGAGGGGCAGGGCCGCCUCGUUGGGUGGCUGCUCGGUGCCCGAGGGCCACUUUCCGGGCCACCUGGUGGAUGUCAGCGGUACUGGGACCCUUUCCCAGAGCUACCAGUAUGAGGUGUGUCUGAAGGGAGGUGCUGGGAGUAAUGAGUUCAAGUUCCUGAAGCCUGUUCUCUCUAAUCUGCAGUCUCAGAGCAUGGGGAGGGACGUGGAAGAAUAUCCUUCAUUUCAGAAUGAUUUGGGUUUCUAAUAAAGAGUGAAAAAUAAAUGCGAAUAUUGUGUCUGUGAAUGCAUUCCUACGAGAUUUAUCCUGAGUUACCUGUAGUUGAGUGCUUUCACGUUGUUUAAAGUAUUCUUAAAGUCACAGGAUAAAUUUAUUUACACAGGAAAUGAUCCAGUUUUAGCCCUAAGACCCCUCCACAGUGCAUGGAAUGUGUUUCUAUUUAUCCCUAAGAAUUAUGAAUUUUGUGCAGUCUAUGACAUGUAAAUCUUGUUUGAGAUGUUGUAAAUUGGUUUUCAUUGUCUCUAAACUUAUUGUUUCUAUUAUCUUCUGAGUUGGUUUCAGUGUUGUAGAAGUAUACCUACCCAAGUUUUAGAAGCACGAAUGGUAGAAUAUCUUUUAAAGCUUUUUAAAAAGUACUUACCAUGCAUCACACAUUAUUUUUAACAGUUUUAAUAUUAGAAGUGAACCUAGGAGGGGAGUUAUUUUGUAAAUGAGCAAAUGGAUGUUUACAAAGGUUCAGUAAGUUCAGUAAGGUCACCAACUAAUAAAUAGCAGAGCUCAGCCUCUCUCUUAGAUCUGUUUGAUGCUGGGACCUUGCUAUGAUGCUAUACUGUUUUCUGUCAUUAGAUAUUACCUGGCAAGUUUCUCCCUAAUUAAGGAAAAGAAAUAUUUUUUCCUGUUCAGUAUAUUCAAUAUUUGGAAAUAAUGUGCAUAAUUUUUGUUGUAUUUUCUUAUCAACCAGUAAUCCAGCUUUUCCAGAUCAAUUAUUCAACUAUUAUUAUUAAAGCUCUGAUCUAACCAAAUAUCAAGUAAAAAAAAAAAGGAAAGAUCAAUCUGUGCUUUCUCCUUGUUAUGUGAACGUAUGACCUUCCUUUCACAGAAAAGAUUAAUGAGCCUGAAUAGAAAUAUUACAUAAUUUUGAUUGCUUCAUUAGUUUAUUAUUUUCCUCACAUCAGAGUACUUUUCUACAGCAGUCCUAAUGUGCUUUUUAGACACGUUUUCCUCCUUUAAUUUGAAAGUUUAUUUUUAAAGUUUCUUAUUCAAUAUACUGCAGUGCUGAA